CUGUAACUUCACCAUCACUGAGACCCAAACAUCUGAGAUCAUCUCUCUACCAGCAGACAACGAAGCCCCAGAGCAGCUGAGGCAGUGUCUAAGGAAGGACUAUGGAGGCCCCAUUGUGUCUGAUUGAAAACCCUGAAAAUGGCAAAUUCCGGGUAAAUCCUGAGGCGAUUGACGUCCUGUCCCAGAUCAGCCAGCCGGUGGUGGUGGUGGCAAUCGUAGGCCUGUAUCGUACAGGAAAGUCCGAUCUGAUGAACAAGCUGGCUGGAGCCCAGAGAGAGUUUAAGUUUGGCUCAAAUGUCCAAGCUAAGACCAAGGGCAUCUGGAUGUGGUGUCUUCCCCACCCCACCAAGGAGAAUCACACCCUGGUUCUGCUGGACACAGAAGGGCUGGGGGACGUGGAAAAGGAGGACACGAGGAAUGACACGUGGAUCUUCUGUCUGGCCAACCUACUGAGCAGCACCUUCAUCUACAACAGCAGAGGUGUCAUUGACGAGGACGCCAUUGAAAAGCUCCGAUAUGUGGGGGAAAUGUCUAAAUUUAUUAAGGUGAAAACUAAAAACAAUAAUAACGAGGAGGCUGAGUUUUCCACACACUUCCCCAACUUCAUCUGGACGGUCAGGGACUUCAAUCUGGAGCUGAACGGAGAGGCCAUCACAGCGGACGCUUAUCUGGAGAAAGCGCUAAGGCUGCAGAAUGACUCCAAUGUUCAGCGGAAUGGGAUAUGGUGGGCUGCAUUUGGAAUCCGCCCUCCCUACCUGGAUCUAUAUAAUGAGGGGAACAACAGGAAGGUACGAGAUUGUAACAACUGCAGAGACUGCAUCCGGAUGUACUUCAAGUCGCGCAAAUGUUUUGUGUUUGGCUUCUCUACGGGGGAUGGACAUAUACUCAAGAGGAUGGAUGAGGAUGCAUUUGUAGCCCAAACCCGGGAAUUCUGUGACCACAUUUAUGAGACAGCUGAGGUAAAAUGCUUGGAUAAAAUACAUGUGGUCACAGGGAGAGUGUUAGGAGACCUGGCCCAGCUGUACGUAGAAUCUAUAGGCUCCUCCAAUGUCGCCUGCAUUGAGAAUGUAGAGGUAAAAAUAUCUGAUGCACAAAACAAGGCAGCUGUGCGGAACGCCACGCAAUACUAUGAAGCCAAGAUGAAGGAGCGCGUUGUGUUCCUUACUGAGACACUUGAUGAAUUUAUGGAGCUGAGAAGGCAGUGUAAUAAUGAAGCUCUUCAGAUAUUCUUGGAAAUGGCCUUCAAGGACAACAUGCUACUGUACCUGAAAGAAUUCCUGGAAUACAUAGAGAAGAAAAAAAGUGGAUUUUUCGAGAUGAACGACAGGCAGUCUUACAAGUAUUGCUGGAAGCUGAUUAAAAAACACUCAGAAUACUUUGAGACAGCUCUAAAAUAUGACUUUGACUACGGGCGAGGCGGGUACCAGAAGUUUAAAGAGAAUUUGAAGCUCUUAAAAGAGAAAUACUUUAGUGAGCCACAUAAAGGCACACAGGCUGAGGCAGUAUUUCUGGAGUUCCUAAACUCAAAGAUGACACUCGGAAAUACUAUUUUGAUGAAUGACGAUGAUUUAAACAAACAGCAAAAAAAACAAGAAGGAAUCUACUUUUUGGUGAGAAAAACCAAUUUUGUCUUUAUUUUUGGGUGUGGUCCACAAAAACAAGACUUUAUUUCUUUAGGAGCAGAAGAAAGGAUGAGGAAGGAAAAAGAAGAGAUGAAGGAGAGAAUGGAUGAAAUGAAAUCAUCAGAGGAGAAGCUGAAGUCUGAGGAGCAGAAAAGAACUGCACAGGAGAGCUUUGAACGGCUGAAGGAGAAGAUCAAAGCUGACAAUGAAAUGAAGCAGAUUAAACUAAAAUUUAUCAUUGAGCAGAAGAAAAGAGAAAUGGAGGCGUAUAAAUCGGAGGGGUAUUAUACCCGCGCCAGAAAGUACGAGUGUCAAGUAACGCUGUUGCAGAAGCAGAGAGAUGAGUUGGAAAAUCUCGGAUGGGUCGUUUUGCUAUUUACCCUGAUUAUGGGCAUAUAUCUAUCUGUACCGGUUGGCAUCGCUGUAGUUGGCGGCAUAAUCUUUGGUGGAAUUGCACGUUUAUUUUCAAGAUAAUGGAACGCUGAUACAUUAUUAUACUCACAGUAUAAGGUACCAGUGUGCUGUCUGUGUGAUAUAAAUGACAUACAGGAAUUUGUUUCAAAUAUUUACGAUAUAGGAGUCUGUGGUUUCAUAUCUUGCAGCAUGGUCACCUCAUCUAAAAGCGUGCUUUUUAUUUUUAUCAUUUUCCUUUUCAAUCGCCCUCGUUUGGGUCUUUUAGAUAUAUCUGAGUAGAUAAGUAAUUAAAGUGGCUCACAGUCCUGGCUUCUCACACGUGGACGCAAAACGUGGGCACAUUGGAUAUUUAGCACUUUGGUUGAGCAGAAUAACAAUAUAAUGGGAUAUAGUUAUGUGACCGGUGGUCAGGAGACCAAAGGUCACAUAACCUCCCCCUAAAUCCCAUCCCCUCAAAAUCCUGAUGGUUGGCAUGCCAACCAACAGGGACUAUUCCCACUCGUGGGUGUCCACGACACCCAUAGGGGGAUAUUCAAUUUUUUUGAAAAGUCAGUUGGGAGUCUGUUUUUUCAUAUCCAAUAGACGGGAAAAAACAGACACCCAACCGACUUUUCAAACAUUUGAAUUCCACCCUAUUGAGUGUGAAUAGAACCCGUGGCGACCACAGGCUCUCCUGACCGCGGGUCACGUAUACCACACCCCAAUAUAAUAUAGGGACAAAUGUCCUCAUACACAGGACAAAAGAGGUUAUCUGCUUAGUAACUAUAGCUGUAUGUCUAAUAAUGGUCCAGCUAAGCCUAAUCAUUCCCAGCCAUUGUCCCCUUUGUGGGUCCAUGCAUGCACCAUUAUUGGGUCACUAUGGAAAUAUCCCCUGGGACACUACGGCAUCUGUUAUGCAAAUUACUGGAAAUGAUGGUUGAAGCACACGAAAUGUGCACAACAAAUGGCUGUAUCAUCUACACCAUGGUUGUGCAAUUAGCAGUAAACUAGGCGAAUGCCUAGGGCAUCAUAUUGGUUAGGGCCAGCUCUGAAUACGCCCAUCUCUCGUGGGCCAACUCCACACAGCAAACCUUUUCAGUUUAGUGACAUUUGAUGCUUUAAUUAACCCGGAGAGAGCAGAACACAUGUACUAUCCUUAUUACACGUGCCAUGUUUGCAAAAAUGUUCUUUCCUUUUUUUACAUUACCUUGAUAUGCGCUUGGAAAUUCGCUUCUCCAUUAAAGUGCACUAUGGAGGUCCAAAAUUAGCGUUAUUAAAGAAUUGGUGCCAAUCCCAACUAGCUCUAAACUGAUGAAGGACUCAAUUCCUCUUGUGGCUGUGACUGGAGAGAACACCUCCUGCCCGGUAACAUUCAUUGUGUUUGUGGGUUGCAGUUCCGCUGGUACUGUACACUGACUGCCAUAGGAAAUGUGUUGUUCCGAUCUCCCAGUGCAGGCCGCUCCACUAGGCUGUAAUAAAACCAACGCAGCCGUAUCUUAGAAUAGAGCGUCAGAACUGCACACACCUCCACUUACAGUAAAUCUGAGUUUUUUGUUCUCCCAUUCUAAAUACAUUUGAUUUUAACCAAGUGCAAAACAGCUAUUCUAAUUCCCGCCAAACCAGCGGCAGCCUGGCCCUGUAUAUGGAAUCAUCACACAGAGGAGCUGCUCCAGCUGUGGCACUAAACACAAUCUCACCAAAGACCACAGCGCCUGUGACUAUUGCAGCCUGUACUACUAACCCCACAUUACCCUACUACUGCACACCUGCAUUUAGCAAUAGCUGAAAUCAUGUACUAUUAAAUUCUUUGCUUCCACAGCCAUAUGAGACAUGCCUCGUUCAGUGAGGUGCUGUGAGAUCAGUGGCUGGUGAGGCGUCAUAGCCGGAAUCUUCUUUACAUUAUUCUAAUCAUUUUUGUAGUCAUAACUCCGGAGUAUACUGGAGUAUGGCAGGUGAGGCUCUGCCUCCUCUG
Messenger RNA from Pseudophryne corroboree (corroboree frog), 3987 nucleotides. RefSeq names its product guanylate-binding protein 1-like. The record is from RefSeq and is a predicted model, not a curated record. The coding region runs from base 102 to 2096 and encodes 664 amino acids. Gene Ontology annotation, molecular function: GTP binding; GTPase activity. NCBI's taxonomy places the organism in Eukaryota, Metazoa, Chordata, Amphibia, Anura, Myobatrachidae. The transcript is spliced from 13 exons.